GGUCAUGAUGUGAAAUGAGUUGGAUGAAGUUGGGGUGGAGUGGGAUUCCAAACAACCCAUAACUUCCAUUUUCAGCUUGACUCUUCCAUUUUCCAUAUACAGAGAAAAUUAAGAUCAUAAUGGGGUCUUCCCUGCAGAAAAUACCCAUUCAUGACGAUCGAACGAGCGAGAGCUUUGUUGUGGACAUGGAACACUUCCCUCAUCAUCUCUUGGAGAAAGACCUCUCCCAAAAUUCAAAACAUUCUAAGUUGCAGAGAAGUCUUUCAAGAAAAGGAACAAUGAGAAUCAGUGAAAAGAAAAGCAAUCCCAAAGGAUCAAAUGAGAAUGGCAUGGAAACUUCAUCGAGAGGUGCUUCACAUGAUCAGUAUCCAACCACGCAAGAAAAGCUAAGGGAAGUGACGGUGGGGGCCACCGAUAACUGCGCUCCCCAAAUCCACCAUAAUCAGAUAACAAUCACGGCAGGCGGCGGCGGAGGCGCCUCCCCGGCGGCACAAAGCUUACUUACCGGUGUCCGACGGUUAAGCUUUAGGCGGCCGCCUUCGUCUCCUCAUCCUUGGACGGCCGCUGUCAUCGAUCCCAGAAGGAUUCUUUUCGCGUUUGCCACCCUGUCUAGCAUAGGAACAAUGUUGCUCAUAUACUUCACACUAUCCUUGAAUCUUGAGCCCAUUGAAGAUCAAACUAGUGUUCUUAAUUGAUUCAUUAAGACUCUAUCAUCAUCAUCAUCAUCAAAGUUUUUAUGACCAAGUCAAAAGCAAGAUUAGCAAGAUGAAGAAAUCAAUUAUUUAUCUCAUUCUUGAAAGUGAAAAUGUAUAUGCAUAGUGGAUAUUGUUGGUUGUAUAUGCAUUCUACUCCUUUCAUUCCAGAACCAAAUUCAUCAUUCGGAUUACGAAAUUCGAGAAAAAGUGUUAAAACAUAGUGUAUAUAAAGGUGGGGAUUAGAACUUAUUUAUGUGGAACAGAAUAUCGUUGUUAGUUCCACAUUGUGUUGGCAUUAUUUUUUGACAAAAUAAUGGAAUUAUCUAGAA
This is a messenger RNA of Cuscuta campestris, 1024 nucleotides long. Lineage: Eukaryota; Viridiplantae; Streptophyta; Magnoliopsida; Solanales; Convolvulaceae. The record is from the annotation of a GenBank genome assembly.